Molecule: messenger RNA, 709 nt
Organism: Halteromyces radiatus
Lineage: Eukaryota; Fungi; Mucoromycota; Mucoromycetes; Mucorales; Cunninghamellaceae
Exons: 2
Source: RefSeq, a predicted model, not a curated record
GCCGUUCGGCAAUGCCAACAUAAUAACCAAUGGAGAGGAACCAUAGCUUCAUUUUGCUUCUUCGUCCAAUGCUACAUUCACUAAUCACCCACACGCGGUUAGACCAAUCCAAGACCACAUGCGCCAAGUACUUCAAUGCACGAUCGUAAUUUUCUUUUUCUGUUUGGGUCAUCCCUACCCUGCAACGGCAAGAAUUGCUUUUUCGACUAGUGUCUCCUUUAUUAUUGCCUUCGGAACCGGAUGCCGCUUUACCAUUAUCACCAGCGUCGUCCAGAUUAGUUUGACUAUCCUUCUUUUGUGUGUCACCAGUCUUUUCAUGAUCCGAUUUGACUAGCACUCUAUUACCAACAACGAGGUCUUGGACUUUAUUUGCGAUUGUCUCUUUAUUUUCAUCCUCUUCGUUACUCCAAGAUGCUAAACUUGAUCGACGUAUAGUGUCUUUGAUGAAUUGCUUAAACCCUCUGUGUUUGUGUGAACCUCGAUUACCUUCAUCUUGCCUUUUUUGUUGUUCCUGAACAUGUACGUUCUCUUGACUAACUUGAUCAUCUUUGACAUCCUCUUCAUCAUCACUUUCUUUAUUCAUACACUGCAACGUGAUAUGACGACGUACCUUCUUUGCAUACUUGGUGAGAGUGAUGAUAUAUUCACGAGUGUUUGGAGUCUCCAUGAGAUAACCAAUGUGCAAAUCAGGAACAGCAAUGAUCAUCUC